Rhododendron vialii is the source of this 732-nucleotide messenger RNA. RefSeq names its product auxin-responsive protein SAUR50-like. The transcript has a single exon. Lineage: Eukaryota; Viridiplantae; Streptophyta; Magnoliopsida; Ericales; Ericaceae. The record is from RefSeq and is a predicted model, not a curated record. Gene Ontology annotation, biological process: response to auxin. Bases 113 to 436 code for a protein of 107 amino acids.
UUCUCACCACCACCACCACCACCUACCUCUACUCCCUUACUUUCUCUCCCUCUCUUCAACCGCUAACUCCUUUUCUUUUCUCAAACCAAAACAAAACACAGCAAAAAAAAAAAUGGGCAUUAGAAAACCAAACAAACUACCACAAACGGCAGUGAUAAAGCAAAUCCUCAAGAGAUGCUCGAGCUUGGGAAAGAAAAACGGCUGCGAAGGGGACGAAACGGACCACCUUCCCCUCGACGUACCGAAAGGCCAUUUCGCGGUGUACGUCGGAGAGAAGAGGAGCAGGCACAUAGUUCCUAUCUCGUUCUUGACUCACCCCGAGUUCCAGUGCCUCCUCCGACGCGCCGAAGAGGAGUUCGGGUUCGAUCACGAUAUGGGUCUCGUUAUUCCUUGUGAAGAGGUGGUGUUUCGCUCUCUCACUUCCAUGCUCAGAUGAGAGAGAGAGAGAGAGAGAGAUGGGUGUAAGAUGAAGCAGUUUUGGUGCUUUGUCUUUUUUUAACAUCUUUCUUUGUUUGUUUUAGGUUUGUGGCUUUUUUGGGGGGCCUCUUUGAGACCCUUUUGGGGUUUGAUGACUACUAGGAAGCUUAGUUCUAAAAUUGGAAGACCCAUGAAGGGAGAGAGAUUGUGGGUUAGAUUUGUAAAGAAGUUUGAGAUUUUGCCUCACAGAGGGGUGUGUGGUUUUUCACUUUCACCCUGUGAGAGAACUUGAUGUUUAAGCAUUUGCCUUGACAA